AUGGCGGCUGUUCUGCCUGCAAUUGCACUUCCAGCAGCUUCAAAAGCGUCCCCACCGAAGGGUACAGUGAAGGCAGUCCCUGGAGAGUCGCCUCUUUUCGGCACCUAUAUGGGCAAGAAAACACCUCUCGCGAGCAACUAUACCAAGGUCUUCCCCAAAACUGGUUCAGGGCCUCCAGGCGCCGAUGAUCUUCUCUUUCAGAACUUGCUGGCUGCAGAGUGGAUUAUUUAUUCCUUCUACCAACAAGCUGUCGAAGCUUUCAAUACAUCGAGCUUCACCGAUCUUGGAUAUCCCAACACAACGUAUCAACGAAUCGUUGAAAUGCGCGAUAAUGAAGCGGGACACGUACGAAUAUUUCAGGACCAGAUUUCCGAUAACUCGAUCACCCCUGGGCCUUGCAAAUAUGGUUUCUCGACUACGCAGAUUGAGCCUCUGGUGUGGCUAUCAUUGCAGACCUACCUUGAGACGGCUAGCAUGGCUUAUCUCACAGGGCUUGUCCUUGAUGCCAGUCUAACUGUUUCUAAGUCUGCUCUCCUCGCCAUCGGUACCAUCGAAAGUCGACACAAUACCUGGUCUCUCAUUGACGUGUGGAACACUAGCCCAUUCUCUGGCCCUUCGGACACCACGUAUCCCUAUGCAAACCAGAUUCUGGACGCAACCAACGCAUUCGUCAUCCCAGGCAGCUGUCCCUCCGAGAAUCCUGUCUAUCCGAACCCCACACAGAACCUACCGCAGAUGGGAUUCGUCAAUAAGACUGGAACAACUGGGCACCCAGGCUCGAAAAUCAGCUUCCGCUAUACCGACAAGAACAACCAACCUCAUUGGAAUACAACCGAGAACUACUUUGCCGUAUUUUUCCAUGGUAUCAACAACAUUAGCGUUCCAUACGACCCGAAGAAAAAUUCUGUCACUAUUCCAAGAGCUUUCGAUUCCGACGCUGGUUUGAUUAUUGUCUCCAUUGCGAAUAAGCCACAUGCUCCUACUGAAGAUAGUGUUGUGGCGGGGCCUUUGAUUCUCCUCGAGCAGCCAGAGUUGCUGACUAUGGACUCGCCUACUUUUGCGGAGUAA
Messenger RNA from Penicillium waksmanii, 1068 nucleotides. RefSeq lists its product as uncharacterized. The transcript has a single exon. Lineage: Eukaryota; Fungi; Ascomycota; Eurotiomycetes; Eurotiales; Aspergillaceae. The coding region runs from base 1 to 1068 and encodes 355 amino acids. The record is from RefSeq and is a predicted model, not a curated record.